AGGCAGAAGAACAAGGAAACAAUCUCUUCCGGUUGCCGUAUUUAGUGAAAAACAUGUUGCAAAUCCUUAAACCUCAUUCGUUAAUGGCAACUCUCCAGUUCUUCGUCCUCCUUCUUCUUUCCAGUUUCGCUCUCAACAAUUUCGUCUCUGCGCAGAAUCCUUCAGGUUUCAUUAGUUUAGACUGCGGAAUUCCGGCGAACUCCACCUACACAGAACCGAACACCGGAAUAAUCUACGAAUCCGAUGCGGCGUUCAUAAAUUCCGGCGAAGUCCACAACAUUUCCGCCGAUGUCAUACAGAAUGGCCUUGGACGGCAGCUGUGGAGCCUGAGGAGCUUUCCGGAAGGAGUUAGGAAUUGCUACAAGUUGAAAGUGAGGGCAGGGACGAAGUAUUUGAUUCGAGCGACUUUUCGGUACGGAAAUUACGAUGGUAGAAGGAAUUUGCCUGGAUUUGAUCUGUAUUUGGGAGCGAACGUUUGGGAUUCCAUAACAUUUACUGAAGAUUUGGUGGUGCGUAAAGAGAUUGUGCAUAUUGUUUCGUCCAGCGAUGUACAAAUUUGUGUUGUGAAUGUUGGAACUGGAAUUCCGUUCAUUUCUGCUCUGGAAUUGAGGCCUCUGAAAGACUCUAUUUACCAGUCCGGAUCUCUGACAUUGGCUACUUUCUUCCGCCUUGAUUUUGGCUCCCUUGAUAACCGAACAAUCAGGUACAAAGACGACGUCUACGAUCGAAUCUGGGAUCCACCGAUUCCAGUCAAAGAAUGGACGACCUUAAACACCUCGCAGCAAGUGAAUGUCAACGACCAGGCCUUCUUCCAGCCUGCUCCGGCGGUCAUGAACACGUCGUUGACGCCGAGAAACGCAAGCGCUCCGAUGUUGUUCACAUGGCAGCCGCCGGAUUCCACGACGCCGUUUUUCCUCUACAUGUAUUUUGCGGAGCUGAAGAAGCUUCAAGCGAAUGAGUCGAGAGAGUUCGACAUAACUGUGAAUGGAGAACGGUGGCUUAAUAAAUCGUUUUCUCCCCAAUUUUUAAGCGUCUCGAUCGUUUUCAGUACCUCACCUAUGACUGGCGGAUCAUACGAGAUUUCCCUCGUCAGGACUGCCAACUCAACCCUCCCUCCGAUCCUCAAUGCUGUUGAGAUUUAUCGAGUCGUCAAUUUCUCGCAACCUGAGACAGCUAGAGAAGAUGUUGUUGCCAUUGAGAAUAUCAAGACAGUGUAUAGAGUUAGAAGAAACUGGCAAGGAGAUCCGUGUGUCCCAAGGGGAUUAAUCUGGCAAGGACUCAACUGUAGCUUGGUGAACUCUGUGCCUCCCAGAAUCACAUCCUUGGAUUUGUCCUCCAGUGGACUAACGGGAGAAAUACCUAGAGAUAUAGCUGAUCUUAAAAUGCUGGAGACUCUAGAUCUAUCAAACAAUAAUUUGAGCGGAUCAGUGCCUGAAUUUAUCACUCAAUUGCCAUCGUUGCGAGUCCUAAACUUGGAGAAAAACAAGCUUUCAGGACUAAUUCCAGCCCAGCUCGUACAAAGGUCCAAUAAUGGCUCUCUGUUAUUAAGAUUUGGCGAAAAUCCUAAUCUGUUUACUACGCCUCCAAGCGAAGAGAAGGGAAGCAAAGUUGUUGUUCCUGUAGUAGCAUCAGUUGUUGGAUUUCUUCUACUUUUGUUCUUAAUUGCAGCGGCUAUCUUUUGGAGGAAAAAAAUAAGAAAAUCAAAAGAAGCUGUAAAUGGAGUGGCGAAACAAACUGUUGAUCAUUCUGAAAAUUGGGACACAUCUAAGAGAUGCUAUUCAUACUCGGAUGUCCUAAGAAUGACAAACAAUUUCGAGCGUACGCUUGGAGAAGGUGGUUUUGGACGAGUUUACUAUGGCAAAAUCGAAAACAUUGAAGUAGCUGUGAAAAUGCUAUCUCCUCGAUCCAUUCAAGGGUAUCAACAAUUUCAAGCAGAGGUUGACCUUCUCAUGAGGGUUCAUCAUAGAAACUUGACUGGUCUGGUUGGAUUUUGCAAUGAACCGACCAACAAAGGACUUAUCUAUGAGUACAUGGGCAGAGGAAACUUGGGAUCUCUCAUCUCAGAUGACAAGUCUGCUCUGUUGAAUUGGGAAGACAGACUUCACAUAGCAGUAGAUGCAGCACAAGGAUUACAAUACUUGCAUUCUGGUAUAAAGCCAGCUAUUGUACAUAGAGAUGUAAAAUCUUCCAACAUCCUGUUGGAUGAUAACUUUCGAGCAAAAGUAUCCGAUUUCGGGUUGUCGAGAGUUUUUCCUGUCGACGAUGGUGCCACUCAUGUGACAACGAAUGUGGUUGGCACUCCUGGUUACCUCGACCCUGAAUAUUACACGUCGUAUAGAUUAAACGAAAAAAGCGACGUUUAUGGCUUCGGAAUUGUUCUUCUAGAAAUCAUAACAGGAAAACCAGUUUUGACAAAGAGUUCAGAGAAGGUAAUUCACAUCUAUCAAUGGGUUGACUCGAUGCUUUCUCAAGGUGAUAUCAGCUCCAUUAUCGAUCCGAAAUUGAAAGAAGAUUUCAACGUAAACGCAGUUUGGAAAGCGGUUGAAAUCGCAAUGUCAUGUGCAUCUCCGGCGUCUACAAAUAGGCCAACGAUGAACCAAGUUGUGAUAGAUUUGAAUGAAUGUUUGAACAUGGAGUUGGCUCACAGUGCCAGUAAUCAGCAGCCUGAAUCAGUAGCUGCUGAUCACGUUUCUCUGUUUGGUCCUGAAGCAAGGUAGAUGGCCAUAGUCUCAUUGUCUAGUGUUCUUAAUUUAGGCAUUCUUUUAUUCAUGACGAUAAAUAAGAGCCCCAUAUUUUAUUUGUAUUUGUUUGUUAGAAAGCUAUUUGAUGU
Molecule: messenger RNA, 2830 nt
Organism: Cucurbita pepo subsp. pepo (vegetable marrow)
Lineage: Eukaryota; Viridiplantae; Streptophyta; Magnoliopsida; Cucurbitales; Cucurbitaceae
Product: putative leucine-rich repeat receptor-like protein kinase At2g19210
Biological process (GO): protein phosphorylation
Molecular function (GO): protein binding; protein kinase activity; ATP binding
Source: RefSeq, a predicted model, not a curated record